GGGAUUUCCGGAGGAGGCGGUCCCUACCUCCCCUGAUGGCGGUGGCAUCCAGCAGGUGAUGACUUUGUGCCCGGGCGAGUCUGGGAAUUAACCAGACCAAAAAACAAAACUAGAAUGGGAAAUUGAAUGCGUUUCGAUAAGAAGUCUUAAAAGGAAAAUUGGAAAAAGAAACAAACAGAAAUAUUUACGGAAGGAUGAAUGGUAUGGAGUAUGGAAAGGGUAGUGUGGCACUGUUGUGUGCUUGUCAUUGAAGAUUACGUAUGUGCAGUGGCCCAUAACAUGAGAGAUGGAGGAGUUAUGGGAGUCAAUAUGAAAAGGGAAGUUGGCUAAGAUUGAAAAGAAUCGGCAUACGCUUUAUGUAGUGGGAAGGAGAAUGGGACACUACUGCGCUUUGCUACUCAUCUUUUGCUCCGUCUACAGACUUGAGAGUACCCCAGAAGCCUGUCCUGUCUUCUAGUAACAGCAAUCGUGAGGAGCGGCACUCAAGCAUAGUCUGCAAUUUCAAGACACCUAGCAAAGAGCUAGAUAACCAGUGUCAACAACUGGAUCAAUCAUUUCCAUUGUUGACCUUUCCAAACAUGAGACCACCAAACUCCACCCCAGAAUCUGAAAAUGAGUCAGAUGUGAGCAGCCAAGUAGCUUCCAACAUAUCCAUCCAGGAAGCAUCACCAUCACUCGAUCCGCCACAGGACAGCAACGCAGCUUCUUCCUGCCUCACAAACCUAUUAAACCUUCAAGCGGAUCUAGCCCCUGUUUCUCUUGACCUAACACUCAACUUCAACCCCACUGAUGCUCAAGUGAAGGGCAGUGGGGAGACCAGCAGCGAAGCAGCUGCGAAUUCUGCAGCAGCAACUGUUCCUCGUGUUUUCUCCUGCAACUACUGUCGGCGCAAGUUCCACAGCUCACAGGCACUGGGAGGCCACCAGAAUGCACAUAAGAGGGAGAGAACACUGGCGAAGCGUGCCAUGCGCAUGGGAAUGUUUUCCGAUAGGUAUACCAGCUUGGCAUCCCUCCCCCUUCACGGGUCUGCUGCAUUCAGGUCCCUUGGGAUCCAAACUCAUGCCUCAGUGCACCCACAAAUUGUGCACCAAGAUAGGCUGCCUCCUGCUGCUAGGUUUGAACACGGCCAUUUUGGAUUGCCAGUGUUUGCCGAAGAUGAAGCAGAGCUGUUUUGGCCUGGUAGUUUUCGGCAGGUAAGUGGGGAAGGCAGGGGUAAUCUGAGUUUGGAACCGACUCCAAGUUCAAAUGUUAACUUUUUAGCAAUGGUUCCCCCGCCAAGGACAGAUUCAACUUCACCUGAUCUCUCCCUAAAACUUUGAGUGUUUUUUUUUCACCCCUUUUUUCAUUGAGGUUCCAUUUCAUUUUCUUUUGACUCACAUCUGACGCUGUUCUCUUUGUACAGUGGGAUAUGCAUUGGCAAUGGGUGUGAGCUUUUGAAUUUCUAUUUCCCAUUACGCGUUUUGUCCUUGUCACUACUGCCCCUUUAGAUUAUAGGGAUGGAUAAAUUUGAUUCUGUUGAAUUUGGUAAUUCCAUUUGCAUACCCCUUUUUUUGUACUUUAAUCUUCAACAUCAUGAUUUCUGUGUGGAAGAAUUUUCAAUUUUUAGAUUAAAAUAUAUUUCUCUAUUAAGUA
Molecule: messenger RNA, 1632 nt
Organism: Malania oleifera
Lineage: Eukaryota; Viridiplantae; Streptophyta; Magnoliopsida; Santalales; Ximeniaceae
Product: zinc finger protein 4-like
Exons: 3
Coding region: 579-1319 (246 amino acids)
Biological process (GO): negative regulation of abscisic acid-activated signaling pathway
Source: RefSeq, a predicted model, not a curated record